Sphaeroforma arctica JP610 is the source of this 261-nucleotide messenger RNA. RefSeq lists its product as hypothetical. The transcript has a single exon. The annotation marks the transcript as partial. NCBI's taxonomy places the organism in Eukaryota, Ichthyosporea, Ichthyophonida. Gene Ontology annotation, biological process: ribosome biogenesis. The record is from RefSeq and is a predicted model, not a curated record.
AUGUCACUUGAUGUUAUUCGAUUUCUUCAUAACUCAAUCGUUACUCGAUAUCUUCAACAGAUUUUGGACAAGGGCCAGCUGCAGGUCAGCAACCACGAGCGCGCACACAACCUAGAAAACGAGUACUUGGAGAUCGCUACCACCGUGGCAGAGAUGUGUGUCAACCCAGAGACCAAUAGGCCGUAUCCGUAUACCGUAAUCCAAACCGCUAUGAAGGACGCACACUUCUCGGUCAAGCCCAAUCGCAACGUAAAACAACAG